Molecule: messenger RNA, 1943 nt
Organism: Schizosaccharomyces cryophilus OY26
Lineage: Eukaryota; Fungi; Ascomycota; Schizosaccharomycetes; Schizosaccharomycetales; Schizosaccharomycetaceae
Product: U5 snRNP-associated protein Aar2
Exons: 2
Coding region: 59-1099 (346 amino acids)
Biological process (GO): spliceosomal tri-snRNP complex assembly
Source: RefSeq, a predicted model, not a curated record
UUGAGAAUUACCACCAAGGAAGGGUGGGACACAUGUCAGAUCCUCUUGUUUUGAUCCUAUGAGUAUUGAAUUUGUGAGGUGGCCGGAUUCAUAUUAUAUCGGCAUUGAUGGAUGCUCUUACCCUUCGAAAAGUUUAACUGGUGCGAAAAACUUCCCUGUUGGUCUUCAUCUUAUAACUUGGACACCUUCCAAUGGUGUAGGCUUAGUAUCUGGAGUAUUCUUUUUCAUUUGGAAACCUUCUGCUUACACACUUACUUACGAUGCAUCAUCCGAGAAUGCAUUAAUUGAGGAAGUAGAUUGUGUAUAUGAUGACAGGUUUUAUAACUAUACUUGCGCAGGAAACUGGGAUCAGCUGGUGAAAUUCAUACAGCAAAAGCAUUUACAGAAGAUAUUUCAGAGCGAAGGACCAAUGUUUUUUAUGGAUACUUCUACUUACGCAAAUAUAGAUUUAAAUGCAGCUGAGUCUGAGCUCUUUCAGCCUUCAGAGAAGGACACUGUAUUACGAUUAACAAAAUUCGAUGUUAGAAAAAGCUGGUCUCCCUCUUCCUUAGGUCCUGAAAGAUCUUUGCAAGCUAUUGACAAAACUUUUAUGUUUCAACGACUCGUACAAUCCGUAUGGAAUAAUGAGCAUGCUUCAGCACUAGCUGAAUUUUCGUUCGCCUACCUUGCAUACGCUUUUUUUUCCCAUUAUGCAGCAUUAUUGCAUUGGAAAAACUUUUUGGAGAUGCUAUUGCAAUCUUAUAAGUUAGCUGAGACCGAGCCAGAUUAUUAUUCUACUUUUCUCGGCUUGUUCCAAUCACAAUUCGAGACAUUACAUGAUCGUGACAUUGAAACUUCUGCUCUUUUUGAGGGUGACUUUAUGCAGUCCUUGCUGGAAAACCUGUUGGAACGCAAGUCGGACAACAGCCUUCCUCUCCAAGUUAAUAAUGCUUUAGAUAACUUAGUGAAUGCUGUUUCUGAAGUAGUCAACAUACAGGAAAAUCCAGAAGACGCUGCCCCUUAUUAUGCGGAUGAUGCCAAUGCUGCUAUUGAUUACGACCAAGAAGUUCAUGAAAUUGGACAUUAUGUGAUAGAUGAUUUCAACAAUGAGAGUAAUUGAGGUUAAAAGAAUGCCAUGUUCUGCUACUUUUUUCUACUUAUCACUUUACUUAAUCCUUACAGUCUUGUAAUUAAAAAUCAACUGAAAUUUCUUAUUAUGUUUCUAUAAAAAGAAACCAAAUAGACGUCGAGGACUUUGUCCAAACCAGCCAUACAAACAGUACGACAAAGAAGAGACGAAAGUGCUCACAGUCUGCGACCACGACGACCACCCUUUCUGCGGGUAGAGUCGGUAGGGAUGGGAGUAACAUCCUCAAUACGACCAAUGCGCAUACCAGCACGGGCUAAAGCACGUAAAGCAGCUUGAGCACCGGGACCGGGAGUCUUAGUAGCGGUACCACCAGUAGCACGGAUCUUGAUGUGAAGAGCGGUGACGCCAACUUCCUUGCACUUGACAGCAGCAUCUUGCGCGGCUAACAUCGCAGCGUAAGGAGAAGACUCAUCACGAUCGGUCUUGACCUUCAUACCACCAGUGACACGGGUGAUGGUUUCCUUACCGGUCAAAUCAGUGAUAUGGACGAAGGUAUCGUUGAAAGAAGCAAAAAUAUGAGCAACACCAAAGACGAGCUCACCAGAGCGAACUUGAGGCCCAACGUUAGUAGCCAUUUUCUGUUGUUGCCGUUCCAAGAUCUGUUAGGCACUCCGCAGGUUUCUUCCUCUGAUUCUUCUCUACAUGUAUACUAGGGAGCAGUCACACUUUGCUAGGUUAGGGUUACCCAUAACCGAUGUAAGUAAGUAUAAGCGAAAUUGUUAAAUAACAUAAUAAACGAUAAUACGAAUUUACAAACGAUAAAUUUCAUUCAAAAUUGACCUAUUAAUGAAUUAAUUAGAUAUGUUUAUUUCUC